Aspergillus novofumigatus IBT 16806 is the source of this 722-nucleotide messenger RNA. RefSeq lists its product as uncharacterized. The coding region runs from base 125 to 337 and encodes 70 amino acids. The record is from RefSeq and is a predicted model, not a curated record. The transcript is spliced from 2 exons. NCBI's taxonomy places the organism in Eukaryota, Fungi, Ascomycota, Eurotiomycetes, Eurotiales, Aspergillaceae.
GUCGAUCUUCUCUUGAUUGAACUGGAAUCUAUUUAGUGCAUAUACUCAAGUUAAACCCUUUACUAUGUGCCAUGCCUCCAUCCAAACCCCCAGACACCACCCCCUCCUGCUUCACCGACACCCCAUGACGUUGUCACCACAGCAACCGACGACCUCCCCGGCUUUGGGCACUGAUCUCGGCGCGGCCGUGCGCUCGUCUGUGGGCGGAGAACUCCGCCCAUUUACCAAUCUGAUGUAUACGUCGCGGAAUGAAGCUGUCGAGCGACUGGUCGGAGAGUGUAUGGGGGCGCAGCGGGAAUGCAAUCGUGGCGAUGAGGUUCGAUGUCUCGGGUAUUGAGGCUUGUUCGCAGCAGUGUUACAGAGUUUGACUCGAUACUGAAGAGCCUACUGGUCAGAACUUUCUUGCGGGCCUCUUCAUCAAAAGGUUCUGUAUAGGUAUAUACGAUUAAUGGGGUUCUUCAUCUAGUUCUGGCGUACUCGCAGAUCGAACUAUGAGACUGCGUGAGAGAAGAAUACGACACAGGAUUGAACAGUGGUUCACCCGGAGACUGUCAGCUUGGAGACUUCAUUGAAGGGAACGAGCGAUCUGAGUUUAUUAUCAGUGACGAUACAGGUCUUAGAUCCAGUCUUGCACUUCCCACAAUAAUCACAUCCAAAACCUCUGAGCCAGCGCACCGAAUUUUUCAUCAUCCUCUGGGCUCCAUUUCAAAUCCUGAAAGUCC